UUCACUCAGAUACCCAAGAUGGCGGCAGCCUCAUCCAUCCAGCCGCCGAGCGUUCACUCUUCUCUAGCCGGGGAGAGCGCACUUUCUCCGGAGAUGGACAGCCCCGAGAGCCGGCAGCCGGAGGAUGAAGAGGCGGCGGCGGCGGCGCAGCCCUCCGACUCGGGGAUUAGCCUCCGCGACCUGCCGGACCUGGAGCCGGAGGAGAUCGAGAGGAGGCUGGCCAAAACUCGCCAGGAGCUGAGCAACAGGAGGAAAAUCCUCAUUAAGAACCUGCCGCCUGACACCACCAACCAGGAAGUCCAUGAAAUUCUGAAAGAAUAUGAACUGAAGUACUGCUUCGUGGACCGCAACAAAGGCACAGCCUUUGUGACUUUGCUGAACGGGGACCAGGCUCAGGAUGCCAUCCGCUCCCUCCAUCACAGCACUGUCCGGGGACGCUUGAUCAACGUCACCCUGCAGCCCACCGACUCCCUGCUCUGCCUCACCAACCUGCCCCACACCUUCACCGCCCAGCAGUUUGAGGAACUGGUACGCGCCUAUGGAAAUAUCGAGCGCUCCUUCCUGGUGUACAGCGAGCUGACCGGUCACUCCAAAGGAUAUGGGUUUGUUGAAUACAUGAAGAAGGACUCUGCUUCACGGGCCCGUUCUGAGCUGCUGGGCCGACCGAUGGGUGAUCGCUCAUUGAUGGUGCAGUGGAUGGACGUCAACCAGCUGAGCCAAGAGGAGAACCUGCACUCCAAGUGUCUGUGUGUGAACCGGCUGCCGCUGGACCUCUGUGACUCUGAAGAACUGACCCAGCUCUUCUCUGAAACCUACAAACCUGUCUUCUGCCAGCUUGCUCAGGAUGAGGGCAGCCCAGUCCGAGGCUUCGGUGUGGUAGAGUACGAGAGUGCAGAGCAGGCGGAGGCUGUACUGAUAGAGAUGGACCGAACACUGGUAGGAGGACAGGAGGUCCGUCUGUCACUCUGUACCCCCGGCACCUCAGGGAGAAGCACCCUGGCUGCACUCAUCGCCGCCCAGGGUAUGAUUCUGAGUAAUAGGAAAGGUCUGCUACCAGAACCAAACCUUGCCCAGCUGUUGACCAGUAUGACCAACCCCGCUGCCCUGCAGAUCCUCAUGAGACCGUACCACACUGGGAAAAGAGGAGGGAAGUAUGGGCGUCACACCAGCCUGCCGUUCCUCAGACCUCCUCUCACCACAGCUCUGCUCACACUGGGAAAAGCACACCAGAAUGCUAUGCUCGGUAAUGGACUAGUCCUCCAGAACCUCUUGCAUAUGCAGCUGGCACAACAACAGCUUCUACACAUUAAAGACAAACGCAUCAGCAGUGUCUCCAGUCUGCUCGGAGACCCGUCCAGGCUGCUGAUGCAGAAAGCUUUGUCUCUGCGUCCUCCAGGCCUCGUGCCACUGGGGAAAGGCCUGCUGGGAGACUCCCCUACUGCCUCCUCUUCCUCCUCCACCUCCUGCGACAGGCAACCAGCUCCUCCUGGGACCAUGUUGAGCUCCCAUCCGCAGGGACAGAGCUACUCUUUGGGUAUAAGUAACUCAGGCCUCGGUCCACCUCCACCCAACCCUCCUGGAGGAGUUUAUACAUCAACAGGCCAGCACAACAGCUCGGACGGGUGCUCCCUGGCUAGCAUGGUAAGCAGUGGUCAGAGCUCUCUGUUGGGCGAUCCUCCUAAAGAAGUCAGACUGCCUUCCAAUCCAUACCUGAACCUGGCCAGUGUAAUGCCAGGGGUGGUUCUGCAAGGAUCAGUGGGGAGUAAAGCCCAGGGAGGACAGCCUGGCCCCGGAGUGUACGGCACUUCGGUUGCUCCCGUCGUCUCCCAGGGCGCCGGCUCCUUUUCCCACAGCGCAGCAGCUACAACCACAGCUCCAUACAGCACUGAUACCUCCACUGACUACAGCCAAUACAACCAGGCCUACACACAGGAGGCCAUGCAGCAGUGGUACCAGCACUACCAAGCAGCACAAGCUCACACGUACAGCACUGCUGCUCCACAGGACAGCACGGCCACGGACUACAGCAAGGAGCACACACAGGCUCCACCAGUGUCGACCUACGGGGAUUACAGUUCCUACAUGCAGGCGGUCACUCAGUACUACUCUCAGCCUGCAACAGCCAACCAGGCCUACGCCAGCAAGGAGGUAGAUGUGUGUAAGCCUCUAGGAGUCUCCCUGCACGCAGUCAGUAACGGCGCGGCCCCUCCACCGGCCGUCCUACCAGCUGCUGCCGUGCUCCCAGCCUACAGCACCCUGCCUUUAAUGCCCGGCUUCCUCGGGGCGCCACACCCGGCGGCAGCCGCGCCAAGCCCUGUCACGCACGCACACACUGCCGCCACUGACUGGAACACCUACUACUAUAACCAGACAAGGGGUCAUAAGAGGGAGUACCCUCAGUUAGCAGUGCAGGAAGUGACAUCAUCAGACGGUGCCUACAUCGGGCAGCACUCCCAAGGCCUGGGAGGGCAGUACGCUGACUACUUUAAGAGGAAGAGGCUCUAGUAUGAACCAAACCACCUUAAAGCCUAAAGCUCAUGGAGGGAGGCACACACAGCGUCUGCUGGAUGUCACAGCUCCCUCUAGUGGCCUUUCUGUGGCGGCCAUUUUGCAUCCCUACAGUAGGUAUUGAGUUUAAUAGUAUUUGGGGUUGCAAAUGGCUCAAGUGAAAGUAAGCCAUAGUGCUCUUUGAUCCUGGCACUUAUGUAUAC
Molecule: messenger RNA, 2711 nt
Organism: Morone saxatilis (striped sea-bass)
Lineage: Eukaryota; Metazoa; Chordata; Actinopteri; Moronidae
Gene: raver2
Product: ribonucleoprotein, PTB-binding 2
Exons: 16
Coding region: 19-2505 (828 amino acids)
Cellular component (GO): cytosol
Molecular function (GO): mRNA binding
Source: RefSeq, a predicted model, not a curated record